CAAGAAAAGUAAUGAUGAUAAGGAUUGGUUUACUUUAACGAAUAACCCGGAAUACGGAAUUAACUUCAAAUAAAGCAUUUAAUCAAGAUCUGGUAUCUGAAGCCUGAAUACACUUAUGAUAUGUAAAUUACAAAACUUAUACGUUAUAUUGAAUAACUAUUUCAAAGAGAGGAUAUGGAGUGAAAUUAAGUUUUGUUCGUCAAAGAGAGAAAAGAAAAUCAAAUAAACUGAGAUGCAUCUAGUUGAAUUAAUUCAUUUCGUGAAUUUUAAUAAAGAAAUAUCGUAUGAAACUCAAUAAACAAUACAAUGUUUUGAGCAAUUUUGCCAUCUUUGUAACUAAUAAUGAUUAUGUACUAUCAUUUAAAAGAGACAGUGCCAAGGUUUCGAAAACCCCAAAAAAGUGAUAACUACAAAAUUUUCGAACUGCCAGAAUAUCCCUAAAGCUACAAUUGACGACUUCGUAAUCGAAAAUUUGAAUAAAUCCUUCAAAUCCUUUGUGCUUUCAAUCUCAAUAUACAUUCAAACGGAUCCAUAUUCAUACCAAACAAUUUUUAUGAUUGGUGGCCCACCAUGGAAAUUUGAAUCGUUCUGAAAUAUUCAGAUUUUGUCAACAAAAAGAAUCAAAUCCAAUGAAGUCAUGUACAAAGAAACUAACUUAUAAGUUUGUGAAAAAAUGUGAUUUGUCUUCUUUUGAGAUCGUUAUCAAUAGAUUAGUACGUAAUUAAUUUCGAGUGAUCACAAAUCUUGAUCAAAAUGUCGAUGAUAAAAUUUGUAAACAAAAAUUUUGCAACAAUGUUGUUCUAGACAUAUUUUUAUUAUAAACAAAUAAACAACAGUAUGUAUAUAAAAAGGAGAAAAAAUUAUUGGAAAGCAUACAGUUCUUACUGCUCUUAGAGUUAAAUUAGAACAAAAAAACUUUUAAUUAUAAAUCAAAAUGUAUUUUCUAUUUAUAGUAUUAUCUGCAAUAAUUGCAGCUAACGCUUUAACUGACAAGGAAAACUGGGAACUUUUCAAGAAUCAAUACGGAAAGAAAUACGUGAAUUCUUUGGAAGAGUCUCGUCGUUUUGUAAUCUUUCAACAAAAUUUACGAAGAAUUGAAUCUCAUAACCAAAGUCCGUCCAGUUUCAAAAUGGGGAUUACCAAAUUUGCCGACCUCACCGAAAAAGAGUUUCUAGACACGCUCACUUUAUCGAAAUAUACAAAACCAAAACGACCACAAAAUAUUGAAUACAUCAAACUAGAUGACGAAGUACCCGAUGAAUUUGAUUGGAGAACAAAAGGGGCUGUAACCGAAGUAAAGAAUCAAUUAAGUUGUGGUUCCUGUUGGUCUUUCAGUACGACUGGUACAUUGGAAAGUGCUUAUUACAUCCACACUGGAAACUUGGUGUCAUUCAGCGAGCAAAACUUGGUCGAUUGCGUCAAGGUAGGUUGCAAUGGUUGCUUGGGUGGUUGGAUGGACAAAGCAUUCGAUUAUAUCAAAAUAAACGGAAUCAUGACAGAAUCUGAUUAUCCUUACGAAGCUGUAGAUCAGAAAUGCAAAUUUGAUCCGAACAAAUCGUUAGCUCGAGUAUAUAACUACACUUACAUUAUUGAAGGUGAUGAAGUGGAACUGAAAAAAGCCGUAGCGCAAAAAGGACCUACGGCUGUUGCUAUUGACGUUACGUCCUACUUUCAACUCUAUGAAUCAGGUGUAUUGAAUGAUGAUAUUUGUCAAAGCGAUAUACUAUAUGCAAAUCAUGGGGUGGUGGUUGUCGGAUAUGGUACUACAAACGGAAGUGAUUAUUGGAUUGUCAAGAAUUCGUGGGGUGCUGAUUGGGGGAUGGAUGGUUAUAUUUUGAUGUCCAGAAAUAGAGAAAAUCAAUGUGGUAUUGCAACUGACGCAUUAUAUCCUUAUUUUUAGUUAUCAGUAUUGUUAAUUAUUUAGUUUUUAAUAGAAAUAAACGUUGAUAGGUAUA
Diorhabda sublineata is the source of this 1955-nucleotide messenger RNA. RefSeq names its product procathepsin L-like. Gene Ontology annotation, cellular component: lysosome. The record is from RefSeq and is a predicted model, not a curated record. NCBI's taxonomy places the organism in Eukaryota, Metazoa, Arthropoda, Insecta, Coleoptera, Chrysomelidae. Bases 935 to 1900 code for a protein of 321 amino acids. Gene Ontology annotation, molecular function: cysteine-type endopeptidase activity. The transcript has 4 exons.